Bipolaris sorokiniana ND90Pr is the source of this 2168-nucleotide messenger RNA. RefSeq lists its product as uncharacterized. Bases 1 to 2025 code for a protein of 674 amino acids. Lineage: Eukaryota; Fungi; Ascomycota; Dothideomycetes; Pleosporales; Pleosporaceae. The transcript has a single exon. The record is from RefSeq and is a predicted model, not a curated record.
AUGGCCGAAAUUACUCAAGACACCCCCACCACCCAAACAGACACCGACCACAUCCGCAACUGGCUCAAAGAACCCCUUCUCAAAUUCAGCUACAACAACUUCGACCGCAGAAUCGAAGUCCGCGAGUACCUCAACAUCACGACCACUAACUCCGACGAUCCCGCCCACUGGCUCGAAUCCAGCAGUAUCGACACCGUCCUCGCCUUGCUAACCCUCAAGUACCACCGCAACGAUGUAUACAUCUUACCAAUGUACCAGGGCGGCAUAUUAUACGACAUCGGUGGCCACGAUGCCGAGUACGUGUUUGACGAGGAUCAUGACGGCGACCCACUGAAAUCCGUGCGGGAUAGAAAGCAUAGAUGGAUUAUUAUACCUGUCGACAAUGGAACUUUGCAAAAAGAAGAGUUCAUGGAGUUAUCCAGAGCGAUGGGUCAGGCACAGGACAAGAACGGAAGUAGAGGAAACGAUGCGGUAUCCAAGGAUAUGAUGGCAAACGGUGGUCACUGCGGUCUCCUUAUCAUUGACAAGCGCAAGAAGACUGCGCGCUGGGUAGAUGGCAAGCUUAGUCUUGUGCCCAGCGAGAAUAAGCCUGGUAGAAUGAAAAUCAAUCAUAUGCUUGUACCGGGUGCAGUAGCUGCAACCAUGGUCCGCGGUGUCGAGCGCGUCUUAGGACUCGAAGAUGGAGCCUUCCAUACCAAAACUGUCAAAUACGUUCCUAAUCAAUCAGAGCAUAAUGCGUUCAAGAGCGAUGGCGGUGCAAGUUGCGGACCGUAUCUCAUCGCGUUUCUGGAGUACGUACUGAGUAAUAAGGGGCGCCUUGUGGAUUUCGAUAAUGUGUUCAAAGUGGGGAAUUGGAAGAGGAAUUGCGAGGGUAUGGCGUUUGAUUCGUUGAAAACGAGGGUGUACAUGCAGGAGAUUAUUCAGGAGAAGAGUGAGAAGUUGCGUGGGGAGGAGGAGCUGCCGUUAAAGAUGUCGAAGGAGGUGUAUGGGAUUUUGAGGCCUAAGGUUCUUGGUACGCUGGUGGCGGCGAGGUGGAGGGAGUGGGAGGGGAUGAGGGAUAAGGUUGAUUUUGAUGACUAUAAGUUUGGGGGCGGGAAGAGGAGGAGGAGACGGGGGCGAAGGAGUGGGGGUAGUAGUAGUGGUGGUGGUGGUAGAAGAGGAGGAAAUGUAGGAGGAAAUAGAGGAGGAAGGAGUCCUAGUGGAGGUGGUGACGGCAAUAACAGCGAUAGGGGAGACGGGAACGAGGGAGGAGGCAUCGCUGACGACGAAUCAGAAGAAGCACGCAUCAUCAACCUCAUCGAAACAGACGAAGAAGACAUCCUUGACGACAACUUCUUUGACCCCAAAACCCCCGCCGCAGACCCAGUAUCUAAAAAGCAUCUCCGUGACGAAAUCCGCUCUCAACUCGAGAACUACAUUGACAUACCAACAAAAGACGGCGCCUACCUCCGCGCCUUCGAAAUCCAGAAAGAAGCCGCCAAAGUAAUCGAAUUCAACAACUCGACUAAAGCCGCCCUUGAACCCGCUCCUAGAACCACCCCAACCCCUGCCCCUGCCCGCCCUACCCGCAUCUCAAUACUCCAAUACCCAGAAGGUAUAACCACCGCGCCCCUUGACUUCGCCUCAACAUCCGAAGUCCCCUCGGAAAUCCUCUUUCUAUGGCGCCACGCAAACAUCGAACGCAUCAACGCCUACCACCUCGGUAGCAAAGCCACCGAAGAUGGUAUUUCCGUUCGCGCAAUUUUGCAAAUGCUGUCAGGCGUAGAAUUCGAAAAAGAGCAGCCUGAGCGGUUGAGGAAGAUUUGGAUAAAUGAUCGAGAAGUGUUUACUAGGAAGGAUAAGUACGAUAAUUUGCUGCCUGGCAUUAUUGCAUGGAGGAUGAAGGACAGGUAUGAGCUUUUUGACAUGGAGAAUAUACCGAGUACGCAGGGGGUGAAGAGGGGGAUUGAGGAGGCGAGUGGGGAUGGGAAUGAGGAUCAGGGUGGGGAUGUAGGGGGUAGUGUUGGGAAGAAGGCUAAGAAGUAGAUUAUGGAGCGUGUUGAAUACUAGAGUGGUAGAGCUGAUUACGAGGUAAUGUUUGGAUCUAGGGAUACUACAGGAUUUGGAAAGAGGAUUAGAGAAUAGGUAUCAGUAAACAUAUCUACAUCUUUGACUAUAAUAAAUUCAAC